Molecule: messenger RNA, 904 nt
Organism: Solanum pennellii
Lineage: Eukaryota; Viridiplantae; Streptophyta; Magnoliopsida; Solanales; Solanaceae
Exons: 1
Coding region: 229-795 (188 amino acids)
Source: RefSeq, a predicted model, not a curated record
UAGAAAAUAGCCCAACUAAAGUAUUAAUUAUCCAUCCUUUAAUUUUCUCCAAAUGUCUCCAAAACCUUAGACCAAUAAAUUUGCUGUCAAUUUUAUCAUAAUUGCUUGCUCUUUUUUUAGCUAAUUUGAAGAAAAUCUUCAAUGGGUUUUUUACUUUUAAAUUUUUCUUUUACUACUUUUUAAUUGUUGAUUUUAGUGUUGUUUAUUUUAGAUCUAAGAAAAAAAAAAAUGACAUCUUUUAGUGGUUUAUUCAUUGGUUUAAGUUUCCUUUUUGGUUGCAUCGUAAUGGUAUUUGUUGCAGAAUUGUACUACUUGUUAUGUAUAAGAAAAAUAUUUUCAAAAACUAAUUGUUUUGUCACUACUCGAGAAGUCGCAACAAAUCAAGAUUUGAAGUUUGGUGCAUCAACAUCGUCAUCGUCGUCGAUAAAAUUGGAAGGAUACAGAGAAGAUAACGAUGAAUCGGAAUUUAUGAGGUUACAUAACCUUCGAUUCCUAUCAACAAUUAAAGAGGAAACUAAAGAGGAUUUGGAAUCUGAGGAUGGAAGUAGAAAAUGUUCAAAAAGUAAAAGUUUUAGUGAUAUUACACUAAUUCUUACUCCUCUGUCUUCACCAUCUGUUAAAUCUCAAGAAUUCAGUUUCAAUCCUUUAUUUGAAUCUGAAAUUAAGAGUAUGAAAUCUUCACCACCACCAAAGUUUAAGUUUUUGAGAGAUGCUGAGGAGAAACUUAUCAAGAGAUUAAUUGAAGAAGCUGAGAAGAGAAAAAAAUCAUCAAAUUCAACAACCGGCAGAUCAUAGGUUCGAGUCGUGAAAAUGGUCAAUAUUGUAAUCAAGAGUUAGAAAAAUCUACUUUUGUAGUUCUGGUAGUAGAAAAUAUAAAUUUCAAUUUGCUGGUGAAAUUUUUGGA